AUGGAACGGAGGGAAGGGCCUAACCUGGUUGCCGCAAGUGUUUGGGACCUGACCUUCAAAGUCGACUGUGCUGUGACUGCCGGACUAACAUCGCGGAAUUGCACGCUUUCCAAGUGGCCUCUCUUAGUUGGCUGGACUUCCCUUCUGCGUUCCGGCGCCUGGAUUCUUCGCGCGGAUCCUGCGCCACCUGGUCUUGUCGAGUACUACGAUUGCGGCCUUUGA
Messenger RNA from Capsaspora owczarzaki ATCC 30864, 222 nucleotides. RefSeq lists its product as hypothetical. The record is from RefSeq and is a predicted model, not a curated record. The transcript is spliced from 4 exons. NCBI's taxonomy places the organism in Eukaryota, Filasterea, Ministeriida, Capsasporidae. Bases 1 to 222 code for a protein of 73 amino acids.